Molecule: messenger RNA, 1469 nt
Organism: Uranotaenia lowii
Lineage: Eukaryota; Metazoa; Arthropoda; Insecta; Diptera; Culicidae
Product: queuine tRNA-ribosyltransferase catalytic subunit-like
Exons: 4
Coding region: 81-1394 (437 amino acids)
Cellular component (GO): cytosol
Molecular function (GO): tRNA-guanosine(34) queuine transglycosylase activity
Source: RefSeq, a predicted model, not a curated record
AAUACAUUGCGCCACAUUUUCGAGCAGGUGCGUGCGCUGCGCGUUUGAAAAACAUCGCCAAAAAUGCGUGUGCCGGUUUCAUGAACACACUCGGGAAAGUUAUUUGUCGUCCAGUAUUUAGCAUCGGUAUUGGCCAUCGGUUUCCGGUGAACCUGCCCCAGAGACCACAUCACCAUUGUGAAAUGGCCACAAAUAACGAACCAGUUUCACCGCUUCGCUAUCGGGUGACGGCCAAAUGCUCCACAACUAAGGCGCGAGUUGGAGUGAUGUCCCUGAAGCACAGCGAUGUGGACACACCGGUGUUUAUGCCGGUCGGGACGCAGGGAACCCUUAAAGGAUUGCUGCCGGACCAGAUUCUGGCUCUGAAUUGUCAGAUCAUGUUGGGUAACACCUAUCAUCUGGGGAUGCGACCUGGGACGGAGAUCCUGGAGAAAGCUGGUGGGCUGCAUGAAUUCAUGGGAUGGCCGCGAGCUUUGCUAACCGAUUCCGGUGGCUUCCAGAUGGUUUCGCUGCUGCAGCUGGCGGAAAUAACGGAGGAGGGUGUCAAAUUUCAGAGUCCCUUCGAUCAGAGCGAAUCAAUGCUUACGCCUGAACGUUCAAUGGAGAUUCAGAACGCGAUCGGGGCCGAUAUCAUGAUGCAACUGGAUGAUGUGGUCAAAACAACGACCACCGGGCCGAGAGUUGAGGAAGCUAUGCAUAGGACAAUUCGCUGGUUGGAUCGAAGCAUAGCGGCCCACAAGCGAAACGACAAGCAAAGUAUUUUUCCAAUUGUGCAAGGAGGACUGCAACCGGAUUUGCGAAGGCAGUGUGCAGCUGAGUUGACUAAGCGUAGCACACGAGGCUUUGCUGUGGGUGGAUUAAGUGGUGGAGAAAGCAAAGAUGAAUUUUGGCGCACGGUGCAUCUUUGUACGGAUUUGCUACCGGAAGACAAACCUCGGUAUUUGAUGGGCGUUGGAUUUGCGCCUGAUUUGGUGGUUUGUGUGGCACUGGGAAUUGAUAUGUUCGAUUGUGUGUUCCCAACUCGCACAGCACGUUUUGGAUGUGCUUUAGUCCGCGAGGGUCAGUUAAAUUUGAAACAGACAACUUACAAAACUGAUAUGCGACCUAUUGAUGAAAAUUGUGAUUGUUCCACCUGUAAAACUUACAGUAGAUCGUAUCUGCAUCAUAUUGUGACAGUCGAGCCAGUUGCCUGCAGUAUCAUAAGCAUUCAUAAUGUCGCAUUCCAGCUAAAACUGAUGUCAGACAUGAGGGAAAGUAUAAAAUCGAAUACAUUCCCAAACUUCAUACAAUCUUACAUGAAGCAACGAUACCCGGAUGGAAAAGUGCCUAAAUGGAUAGUUGAAGCUUUAGCUGCCGUAAAUGUUGUCAUCGAGUCAAAUCAACUAACUGACUAACAGAUCGAAAAAGGAAUUCGGAUACCACGUAAAACCCAAAAGGUAACAUAAAAUAAUUUAUUAGGAUGAUUCCAA